Messenger RNA from Plasmodium fragile, 4479 nucleotides. RefSeq lists its product as uncharacterized. Bases 1 to 4479 code for a protein of 1492 amino acids. The transcript has a single exon. NCBI's taxonomy places the organism in Eukaryota, Apicomplexa, Aconoidasida, Haemosporida, Plasmodiidae. The record is from RefSeq and is a predicted model, not a curated record.
AUGGAGGAACACCUGUUCAGUUAUGAAAACAUAUUUAGAAACAAGGACCUAAAUAUUGAUAAGGAAAUAAGGGAGAAAAAUCAGAAGGAAAAACGAUCAUCUGUUCAUGAUUCGAAUGUGUCUCCUGAGGAUGGAGACCAGAAGGAAGAGUCCCCACAUGCUUUUGCUAAUAAUAAAUGGAUAAACGAACCCGAGGAGGACAGCUCUUCUUGCAUCCAAUCGGGUGCAGCCGAUGAAAGUAAAAAAGGGGAGAGGGAUGAUACAAGUGCAUGGGGAGAAGGAAGGCCCAGCGAGCCCGUGGAAGAGGCAUCAACGGAAGUGAUUAGCAUGACGCACGCGGCGCACACCCGGGGAGAGCGGCAAGACGCCACCCUUCACACGAACAGCCAAACGAAACCCCAAUACAAGAAGAAAAUAAAAAACGACGUAUCGUCCCUUUUUGCAUAUUCGUCCUCAGACAUGAUGAUGAUGAGCCCAGCAAGGCAACCAUCCCAUGACAACAAUGAAAUUAAUUUUUGGUACUCUGGUAAAGGGGCCACGCCAGGUGGGGAAGCGGACGGGAUAGCGAACGGGACAGCGAACGGAGAACACCACGCGCACGACCAUAGGUUGGCGACCCCACUUGGUCAUAAGCAGGAUGGCGCAACCAACGUGAAAUGUAAUAGGGGCGAGUAUGGGCGCACCUGUGGAAUACAAGACGAUGCAACUUGUGUUGACGCUUUUCCUGCUGGUUGUAAUGAGGAAAAACAGAUUCGCAGUGACGGGGGUGACAUACCCAAUUGGACGCCUCAAGGGGGUAGUAGUGACCUGGUGAGGGAUGUAAGGAGUUCGGGUCGAUGCAAAAAUGGGCCUAGUGAAGAAAGUGGUAAUGCCACUGCCCUGUGCUUCGGAACGAACGGGACCCUUUUCUACACAAGGGGGAGAAAGGUGAAAUUCGCACCUCUGAUCUACAUUAUGGAGAGCGGCAUUCGGGCUGCGAGGUUGUCUUCGCGUACCCAUGCGGGAGGAACCACCCCCCCCUCAAGUCACACUUCCGCCAAACAUAGUAACAGAAGUGGCAUUCGAGAUAACAAGCUAGAGGAACAAGUGUACGCGAUAAAAGAAUUCCCUGGCCCAUUUAGCAGGAGAAAUGACAAGGUGGAUAAGAAGGUAAUUAAUUUCCUGCAUGGUCAUAUAAAAUUAAAUGAAAAAAAAUAUGGGAAUAAUGUAUAUGAGUACACACAGAAGAGUUGCCUUUACAAGUACCUUCUAAAUGUGAUGAAGAGUCCUCACAUGCUAAAUUUUAAUUUAAAGGACGUGCGUGUUGAUAGGAGCGGUGCAAAGACAGAUGGGAUGGAGAAGCGAAAAAAUGUUGUGUCGUACUUUUUGGAGUCGUCGCGUCACCAGGGGGAUGGCCUCCUCAGCAGGAAUAGCUACCCAAGUGGUAGAAAAAGUGAUCAUCCUAAGUGGAGCGACAACUGGAGUGGAGACCUCCGCGUAAGCGAAAACAACCCACGAGAGGAGUCAGGGGAUCACUACCAAAACAGAAGAGACAACAACUCCUCCCAUAUUGGUCAAAAGCGUUCAUUGCACAAUAAAAAAAUUGUGAUGGAAGAAUUUGAAAUAACAGGAAGAGAGAAAGAAAAGCGAGACGACUACCCCGGUGUAGGAGACAUGCACCAUCACGAUAAGGAUCUGUACCAAGGGGAUGAUGUUAGUUGGAGUACAAGUGCUUAUUGUGGACAAGUGCCAUCGUUCAACGAAGACGUAACAUGGUGUGAUACAAAUGCAUGUGACGGGAAGAAGAAAAAGAAGAAGAGGGUGUUUGUACACAACCAACAAUACGAAUUCAAUGAUGUGGUCGACCCACACUUCAUCCAGGCAUUCUCCAAAAUGGGUACCAAAGAAAAAAUCACAACAGAAGACAUAUACCUAGAGUAUUACCACCUGUGCAUAUAUAACAGUGAAAAGGCAGCGAGGAUAUGCGUGGAGAAUAACUUAUUCAAACAUUUCUUUUUAAUUUUAAAAAAAUACAAUGAUCACAAGUACAGACUAAUGCUUAGCAAGUACAUAAGUCAUAUGAACAACAGUAUGGACCACGACAUGGACAUGAAUGAUGGAGUGAAAAAUAUUUUUCGUAUUUAUAACCCUAGUGUCCACAACAGAAUUGUUAAAGAAGCUUUUGUUUUUUUAAUUUCUUUACUAAAUCGGGAAAGCAUGACGUUUGAGCAAAAUGUUCUUAUCCAUUAUUGGUAUUCUUUUUAUGUGCUGAUUUAUCACAACUUCCUCUUUCAAUUUGAAGAGAAUGAAUUAGAUUACGAAGAGUACAAGGGUGACAUUUGCAAAUUUUUUUCCUUUUUAAUAAAACAGUUGUAUGUGCAUGGACGUGUGACUGAGUCUCAAUUUUUGUACCUCCAGUUGUGUGGCAAUCCGUGCGUUUUUAAAGUGGCCGCGGAGGGCGACACCGCCGCUACCUCGUUGGAGUCAUCUGCAGUGGAGUCAUCUGCAGUGGAGUCUUCUGCAGUGGAGGAGAGACGCGAAUCGCAGACACGCGAAUGGCAGACACGCGAAUGGCAGACACGCGAAUGGCAGACACGCGAGUGGGGCAGACACCACUUUGACGUGUUCACCUUCCAGAUGUGCGAAGUGAUAGAGUACCUCAACAGGUCCAAUGAGGACAACUUCUUCUACGAAGAUCUAAUAAGACACAAAAUCAAUUACGCCUUUACCCUCUUAGAAUUAGGGGUUCUAGAGCAAGCUAAAAAGUAUAUUGAAAUUAUAUACUACUAUGUGGAUGUAAUACGAAGUCAAAAAAAAAAAAAUUAUGACCUGGUACACAUGUAUGAGUCAUUACUUAAUCAGGCCAAGUAUGUUUUGCCAUCUGUUCGUUUGCACAAUGGGGGCACUGUCCCCACCAACUGGACUACCCUCAAGGAUGAAGACCUUCCCGAGGGGGGUAUAUACAAUUAUAAAGUUAUUUCACCCCAUAAAGAUGUGCAGAACAAGGGGUCAGCGGUUCAUGUGGGCAGGAGCGCUCCUAUUGAGGGUAAUAGGGCUCAUAAUCAUGUAGGCGAUGGUGCUACCUCGGUGCCCCCCCCAAAUGAACAAAUCAGUGAAGAGAAAAAUGGGUCUCGUGAGGGAGGAGACCCCUACUACUGCGUACCUUUUUACCAACAGCCUAACGACAAUAAUGUUGCGAGGACUCCAUUCGAAGCGAAGAAUUCAAAUAGGUUCAACACAGAUCAUGUGGGUUCUACUCACCAAGGAGCAAUAACAGGAAGAAUCUCAAACUCGGUUACAACUAAUCCUGCUUCACCACCACACAAAAGUGCAACACUGACUGCGCAUCAGGAUGAAUACAACGAGAGGGCUGGAAAUUACUCUCCUUUUAAUUUCCCUCCGACACCACAUAGCGUUGAUGCUAACACAGGUCAGUCAAACAUGCACAACCAUGUGUGGAACGACAGGAUGAGCAUCCCCUCUGUCGCAAAUUCUCCGUACCAAACGAAUGAUCAAAAUUCAUUUUUAUCUAGCUACCACCCACCACAAAUGGUUACCCAUGGACAAGGACCACAGUACAACCCUGUGGAAAGGGGCGGCAUCGCCUACCAGCAGUACAAUGGUGCUUACCAAAAUGAAGGAGGUCAAGUGAGUUACUUCUACCGGGGGAGAGAAUCCAUGGAGGAAGGUAUGCGAACGAGUCACAUGCCUGAUGGCGGUAACUCCACUUCCAUGUCUUCCAACCACAUUAGCAACGCGUGUGAUGGUGGGUACAAUAUGAACUGGGGCGGAGACCACGGAGUUGGGGGUAGCCAAUAUGAUGGAGGGGUGAGCAGCUCCGUGAGCCAGGACAAUUACGCUUACUACUACAAUGCGAGUUGGCACGUGGCGUACCCAGACGGGGGAUCGUUCAAUCAGGCGACCCAUCACGCACUGCAGCAGGGGAGCCACCAAAAUGCUUAUCCCCCAAGCAGCAACAAUUACCCCGCAGGGGGAAGCGUGCCCUAUGGAGGGGGUUACGCCAAUCCACCUGAACAGUCAGGUAAAAGUGCACCACCUGAACAGUCAGGUAAAUGUGUACCUCCUGACCAGUCAGGUAAAAGUGGACCCCCCGAAGUAACUGAAAAAAAAACACAAAGCGAAAAAAAAAAACAAGAGGAUGAACCGCGUGCAGAAAGCAACAUGGAUCUAAUCAACAUAGGGAAGACCUUCAUUUCAGGAUUCUUCUCAAACAUAAAGGAGAAAAUAAAAAAGGUAGAACAAGCAGAAGAGGAGGAAGAGGAAAACAUUUUUUAUUAUGACUACGAGAAGAAGCGCUGGAGGGAGAAGGGGGUGACGUCGGACGAGGAGGAAGAACGAGAGCGCCAGAAAAUGCAACGCGAAAUGGAAAUUAAAAAUGUCGCCCCUCCCCCCCAGACGGAGAACUCUUCGCAGACGAACAAGAAAAACCCUCUGGACAUAAAGGACGUGCGGAGUAGGUACGUCGACUACUUCAACUGA